Molecule: messenger RNA, 2097 nt
Organism: Thlaspi arvense
Lineage: Eukaryota; Viridiplantae; Streptophyta; Magnoliopsida; Brassicales; Brassicaceae
Source: the annotation of a GenBank genome assembly
AUGUUUCAUCAGGACAUAUUUCUUGCAGGAGUAAACACGAGCGCAGUGACCUUGAUCUGGGGAUUGACUGAGCUCAUCAGAAACCCGAGAGUGAUGAAGAAAGUGCAAGAAGAGAUUCGGACAACACUCGGGGACAAGAAACAGAGAAUUACAGAACAAGAUGUAAACCAGCUUCCGUACUUCAAACUCAUGGUCAAGGAGAUAUUCAGGCUACACCCAGCAGCUCCACUUUUGCUCCCAAGAGAGACAUUGUCUGACAUCAAGAUCCAAGGCUACGACAUCCCCGCAAAAACACAGAUCAUGAUCAACGUUUACUCGAUCGCACGCGAUCCAAAACUCUGGAACAACCCAGACGAGUUUAACCCCGACAGGUUUCUCGACAGUUCAAUAGAUUACAGGGGACUGAACUUUGAGCUUUUACCGUUUGGUUCUGGACGGAGACUGUGUCCAGGGAUGACGAUGGGGAUCGCCACCAUUCGCCGCCGCUCAGAAACGGCAACGAUGUUCAUCCACCGUGUGAACGCCACGCGCAUCCGGCCACUCGUUUCUUUUCGUCUCUUCUCCUCCGCCGCUUCUCUCCUGCAAUACUGCACGGAGAAGCCGCCGAUCAAACCGUGGCCGCAGAGGCUAUUCCCGAAGCGGUUGGCCUCCAUGAUCACCCAACAGCAGAACAUCGAUCUCGCUCUCCAGAUUUUCCUCUACGCCGGCAAAUCACAUCCCGGUUUCACCCAUAACUACGAUACUUACCACUCAAUCCUCUUCAAACUAUCCCGUGCUCGUGCUUUCGAUCCCGUGGAGUCCCUAAUGGCAGAGCUUCGGAAGUCUUACCCGCCGAUUAGAUGCGGCGAGAAUCUUUUCAUCGACUUGCUACGAAACUACGGGCUCGCGGGUCGAUACGAAACUUCUGUGAGGAUCUUCCUUCGGAUCCCUGAUUACGGUGUGAAACGCUCCGUUCGAUCGCUAAACACACUCUUAAACGUUCUAAUCCAGAACAAGAGAUUCGACCUGGUCCACGCCAUGUUUAAGAACAGCAAGGAGUCUUUCGGCAUCACGCCCAACAUCUUCACCUGUAAUCUACUCGUGAAAGCUCUCUGCAAGAAAAAUGACAUAGAGAGUGCAUAUAAAGUGCUCGACGAAAUUCCAUCGAUGGGUUUGGUGCCGAAUUUGGUGACUUACACAACGAUUUUAGGUGGUUACGUUGCGAGAGGUGAUAUGGAAGCGGCCAAGAAGGUUUUGGAAGAGAUGUUGGAUCGUGGCUGGGAUCCUGAUGCGACCACUUACACUGUUCUGAUGGAUGGUUACUGUAAGUUAGGAAGAUUCUCUGAGGCGGCUAAGUUGAUGGAUGAGAUGGAGAAGAACGAGAUUGAGCCGAAUGAAGUAACGUAUGGAGUUAUGAUCAGAGCUUUGUGCAAGGAGAAGAAAUCCGGGGAAGCACGUAACAUGUUCGAUGAAAUGCUUGACAGAACUUUCAUGCCGGAUUCUUCACUUUGCUGUAGAGUUAUCGACGCGCUGUGUGAAGACCACAAGGUGGAUGAAGCGUGUAGCCUGUGGAGGAAAAUGUUGAGGAACAACUGUAUGCCUGAUAAUGCUCUUCUCAGCACUCUCAUCCAUUGGCUCUGCAGAGACGGGAGAGUUUCAGAAGCGAGGAAACUGUUCGACGAGUUCGAGAAAGGCUCGAUACCGAGUCUCUUGACGUACAACACGCUGAUCUCUGGAAUGUGCGAGAAGGGAGAGUUGACGGAGGCGGGUCGGUUAUGGGACGACAUGUUCGAGAGGAAAUGUAAGCCGAAUGCUUUCACGUAUAACGUGCUGAUCGAGUGCUUGUCCAAGAACGGGAACGUCAAAGAAGGAGUCAGGUUUCUUGAAGAGAUGCUGGAGAGUGGCUGCUUUCCUAACAGAACGACGUUCUUGAUACUGUUCGAUGGGUUGGAGGAGUUAGGGAAAGAGGAAGAUGCGAUUAAGAUUGUAACAAUGGCUGUUAUGAGCGGGAAAGUCGAUAGAGAGUCCUGGGAACUUUUCUUGAAGAAAUUUGCUGGUGAACUAGAUAAAGGGGUUGUGGUUCUUAAAGAGCUGUUGCUUGAAAAUUCUGUCUCUUGA